Molecule: messenger RNA, 14344 nt
Organism: Porites evermanni
Lineage: Eukaryota; Metazoa; Cnidaria; Anthozoa; Scleractinia; Poritidae
Source: the annotation of a GenBank genome assembly
UUCGGUGAAAUUACCUAUGUGCGGCCCAGAAAUACAGGUUCAAUGUCCAUUUCCCUGGUAGUAUUCAGAUUUGAAGUUCCCGACGAUUUGCCUUUACCGCAGGGCUUGGACUAUUGUGGUUAGUAUUUUUAUUAGUUUUACCCUUUUCUUGUUUCUGUUUAUUUACAUUCAUUUCUAACCGGCACUCGGACCACGGAGAUCCCCGACUUCAUUUCCAUUUUUUGAGUUAUGUUAUUACAUGCAAGAUGAGGUUAAUUUUCGUUGGCUUUACGACAUGACUCUGGCACUACAAGGCCAUAAAAUUAAUAUUUUGAUGUUAAAAACCAUAUAUAGUUGAUAUAUUGACAUAACAUCAGUGUCUGCACGUAUCUUGACUAAAAUAGCAGAAUGGGGGGCUUUGUGACCAUGUAUUGAUCAGCAUAUCUGUAGUCUACCUGAAAAGUAUAAAGAGUUUCCUGCCCCCUCCACAGUCUUUUCCAAGGCUUAGUGGGGAGCAUGGAACGAGCAAGAAGUGUGAGUGAUGCUGGAGACAAGAGAGAAGUGCAAGAGGGGUAUGAUGGAAACGAGCGCAGAGCGCUUCCUGCUUUCCUCAAUAAUUAACUCAAAUAUCUCCAAAAAGUGAUCGUGAGUGACUGGGAAUGAGCCACAGGAGAUGCCCUGUUUUUCGAUCUCAUUUUUGUUCAAGAGUUUCCUACACCCCCUUCCCCUCCCCCCCAACACAGCUACAUGUAGCUGUUUUCCCAACCUGUGCCCUCUCUCAGUGGGGGCAGGUACAGCUAGCUACAUGUGUUCUACCCUUAAUCCCUAUCUCAAAAACUGCUUAGACUAUACUACCAAAUAUUCCUGAGGCAGGUUAUUUUGUAUGAGUAUAAUGCUAGAUAUCUUUCUUUACAUGACUACAAAUCCCUUCAGAGUGAAAUUUCAAAUUCAAAACAAUCCAGCUUCACCCCAUCAGGAUACCUACUCCCCUGGAACCAUGGCCACCAUGAGAUAUUUAGAUUAAUGGGGUGCAUCAGUUGAGAUGACUGAUGUGGCUCUAAAUCUUAAAGGAAGGCGUCACAUUGGGAUGCAGGACUAGUACAACAUCACAGUAGUUUUUUGGCACGAGAUAUUUCAUAAUACCAUGUGUCUAGUACCUAGGAUAUAGUAGUUUUACGGUAGACAGGAAUACCACGACUGUAAUAAGGGUUACAGACGGAUUCUAGUUUAGUCUCAUUCUCUCUUGGCAUCGCAGUAGCAACAUUCACUUUUAUUGCACUAGCAAUGAAACUGCCCACCUACCCCUCCCUUAAGCCAACAUUAACACUUACUUCUCAUUUAGGGCAAAAUGUUGACUUAGGGGAGGGGUAGGUGGGCAGUUUCCCUAAAACCUAAAUUGAUCCAGAUAUUUGCUAAUAGGCAUAGGGUAGUGACCUAACUAGUCCUUUUUAUAUUUUGUGAAUAUUAUAUGCUAAAAAAAAAAAAUGUUUAAUAAUUUUCUCGGACCAAAAACAGAGGUAGGGCAAGGGUUAUUUGCCAGAUUUCAUUUCAAAUGUUGAGGUAGCUCUAAAUGUAAGACGAAGUUAUAGAUAAAAAGCUUAUAUUAAACACUACGUAUAUUAAAGUGAAGUUAUGAUAUUUUUGGUUUCCUAAUCAUUGGUAUUUUAGCCCCAGGGUUUAAAAGCACUAGUCAAGAAAUGUCUGAAUCAGAUUCAGCAAAAGGUAAAGGAGAGAAUGGAGAACGAGAGGAAAAGGAUUCAGUGUCCUGUGAAGAAAAGAUGAAAGUCCACAGGGGAGAAAGAUAUCUGCAUGACAUUCAACUUGAAACGAUGGUUAGAAGUAGUAUUGGUGAGAAUGAGAAUAACUCUUGGUACAGCUAACAGCCCAUUGUGCCUCUUAAAGGAAAUAAUAAUAAAUUAUAGUCUAAAACUCAACCUUGAUUUAUUGCCAAUGACUUUAAAUCUGAUGAAUCACAGCUGAAUUUUAAACUCUUAUUUCCUUUGAAAAAUAACAAAUAUACCUAGAUUUUUUAAAAAUGGAUAAACCACAACAAAAGUUUGUCCAGCCUUUUCUAGAUAUUAAAAUGUUUUAUCCUGGCAAAAUUUUUUUGAUUGUGCUUCAUGCUUUGACAAUAUUUGAGAAAGUAUACUUUCUUGCACGCUUAUUGUACUAUAUUUUAGAAUAAUUUCCUUUACUUUUAAUAUAUUAAAACAUUAAAAUAUUCAUAAUGAAUCAUACAACAUACAGUGUGAAUACAUUUAUUUUGAUAAAAUCUUUCUUAAAAUGUAUAAUCUUUUCAAGACAAUUCUAUGGAGGAAGGUGUUAAAGAUGCACUUGAUAAAGAUGAGAGGGCAAAUACAACCAGUGAUUUUCAAGGAAAGAUAGCAUUCUUCUGCGGAAAUCCAAUGGUUGAAAUAAUCAAGGGCAUUAUUCACAUCUAUAAAAACAAGUAAGUUGAGAUGCAGCUACACUUCACUCAAGAGUAUGAGAAUAAUAAUUAUUAUUGUCACUCUCUCAGAACCACUUAACUGCUGAGGAUCGCUGAUUUCAAUGUUUACACAAACAAAAGGUCUCUUAUGGGUACCACUGAGUUUUUUGCUUACAUUUUUUUCGAAAACAGAGUAAAAACAAAAUAAGUUCAAAUGCUAAAAUUCAGCAAUUUUUGAGCAUUUUUAUUUUUGAACCACUUACGAUAGUUUUGCACAAAAGCAUUCAAUUAAUGACCAGGAUUGAUCAAUUCGCUUUGAAAAUUCAAAAGGCAAAAAAAUAUCCCUGGUGUGAAACGUGGAACCCCAAAAGAUCCACUGAAUCAAGAAUGACCCCCCUCUUAUCCUAUUUUCUAUCACAACCUUACAAGUGCCAUUAAUGAGUGCAGAUAUUAUACCAAUUUACCAGGAAACUUUGAAUUCAUUUUGCCUCCCAAAAUCCCAAAUUGUUCAUUUCAAUCCCAAAUUUAAAAUUUCCUUUAGUACUCUUGUUACUUUAAAUCUGGAGUAGUCUUCCUUUUGGGACUUCCCCCCAUUGCUGCUCUCGCUCGAUGAAAGGGACAUAUGUAUGCAUCCUUAUUCCAGGUGUGGAAAGCAAAUUUUGGGAGGGUUUGAUAGUUGAAAGAGGCCCUGCCAGGGUAAAUUCCGACAAGCAACAUGGCCCAAAAAGUAGCGAAAGCGCGUAAAAUGAAAUCGCGACAAGAGACAACCUCCCUCGGCCAAAUUGCGACAGUGACAGCAAAGGCGACAAUAAGUGACAAGGGUUUACAAGCACUGACACAAGACGUUUUAAAAUUCAGACGGGCGACAUGGGACCCCCCCCACCCCUGGCAGGGCCUCUUGAAACCUUUUGCUUUUUUUAAAAAGAUUUUUCUUUUUAAUUCUUCAUCUUCAGUGAGAUGACAUCCUUAGCUAAAGGUGUUCAGCGGAGUGAGAUGAUUUGCAUGUUAGCUGUACCAGCUAAGAUGACUUGUAUUGAUCUUAUGUGCUUUGUGGCUCCUUCUGAGUAAGUUUGUGUUAUCUUUUGAUGUGAGUCACCAGGAACUGGAAAGUGGGAGAUGCAAGGUGAUGAAAACUUGCAUCAACUCAUCUGUGUGUUGAAUUGGCUUAUGUGGUUAACUUACACCCAGCUUUUCAGAUAGAAAAUUUUUUCUUUAAGAGUUUCCACCUCCAAGUCAAAUGCAACCUAAGCAUUUUACCUUUUAUGUUUUUUUGCAAAUGCAAAAACAUAAAUACGAAAAUAAAGACCGGAAAAGUAAAUCCUCACAAAAUUUAAGCACGCAAAAUUAAAUACUCAUAGAAAAUUCAAAUCACAUGAAAAAAUAUUUAAAAAAUAUUGAAAAUUAUACCAACAUCAUAUACAGGAUAUGUAUCCACAAUAUAACUUGUUAACUGGUUACCUUAUUAUAGAAAAUUAACGCUCCUUGAAAUUAAGGUAUUGAAAAUUAACGCGACUUAAAUUAACGCGAAUUUAAUGGAAAACGACUUUCGAAUAAAGAAAAUUAACGCGAAAGAGGAGGCAGAAUUUCAUAAAAAGGAAAUUAAUAAGCUUGUAGUUAAUGUUUUUUAGGUGUCAAAAAUGUCUGGACAGGUUCCAAAAUUGGGGUUAAAAUACUGGAAAUUAAGAGCGCGGAAAUUAACGCUGCACUUAAUUAACGUCGCGGAAAUUAACGUUCAACAUAAUUAACGCGACUUAAAUUAACGCGAAUUUUAACGAUUCGCGUUAAUUUCAUGGAGCGUUAAUUUCCUAUAAUAAGGUAUACUAGUAAGCUCCAUUUUGUAUCUUCAGUAAGUGAAAUAAGGUUAAUUUGUUAAGCUUUCACACAUAAUUGCUUUUCCAGUUUAACUAGAGAUUUGAAACCUUUCAGACUUUUUAAAAAAAUAUAUGAAGUUGAGAAUGUUUAAAUCGCGAAAAUAAAACCCCGAGAAAUACUCUCUCACCAAAAUCGCGAAAUUAAGAACAAAUAAGGUGGGUCAAAUUCACCAUUUCUUUUAUGAGCAAAAUUAACCAGAGCCAAGUUGGGUACCAGCCCUGGGGGUACCAGAGGUUUUUUCUUGCAUGCAGCAGGAUGCUUUGGUGUCGGCUGCAGGAUGACAGAUCUUUGGCUGAAGGUCUAAGCCGAAAGUGGCAAAGCACGGGUCACAAUGAAGUCUUGACCCAGUCUGGACUUAACUGAAACCGGAAGACGCGCAUGAAAAGUCUCUGGUAACCUGGCUAGUUUUUCAAAGGACAACUGACGGAACUCUAGAGUUGUUCUCUUGACCACUUACCUGUUUUCUUUGAAAUUAUCCCCAAUUUCAAGUAAUUUGGGCUUUGAAAAACUCAUCCCUGGUUCUUAGUUGUGAGUUACAGUAUUAUUCCCUUCUUUAUCAUCACGCUCCUAUCACUGUAGAGAAUUUAUUGAAUGUGUCAAGAUCAUCAGAGACUCCACACCCAAUCAGUACAUGGUUCUUGUCAACUUUAGAAAUCAGGUAGGCGGCUUUCAUCGAGGCUUUAAGCACACAGCUUAAUUCCUCCUUGCAUUAAUGUUAAAAAAGGUAUUCUGUUUCAUCGCGAAGUCGUACUCAUGACACGUUUUUAUAGCUAAGAGGGUUUGGGUGAGGGCAAACUUGGUAAAAUGGAGUUGCUCAAUUUAACUGGGUACUUCUCAGGGCUUCAAAACGUUUGUAAGAUAGCUAUAUAUCCAACUAGUGGCAGAUAUAUUAGGUUAGAGUGGAUUCUUAGAGAAAUGGGUCCAGUACUGUGAACAAAUUCAAAAAGUCAGAAAAUGUUCCAAAUUUCAUUUUGUAGAAUACUGGAAAAUAAAUGCUACCAUGCGGAAUUCUUGCCGAACCGAUUUCAAUUGAUAGGCGAUGCACACCAGAGAAUUUCAUCAAGACUUAAACAGCUGAUGUUUCGCGAAGCUACAAACGUUUCCCCACAAAGUGAGGUAAUUUCGCGAAGAAACGUUUGAUGGCGUCGCGAAAUGUCGGCUGUUUUCUAAGGCUACACCUUUAUUGGUUAACAUAACGUGUGUUUCGUUGUAGGAGCUGGCUGAUGAGUUCUACAAUACCUUUAAUGGUCAGCCUUACAAUCUUAUAGAGGAUGAGGUAAAAAAACGUCAUGGCCUGAGCUCCAAAGGAAGAGGUGGAGGUGGUGGAGGGGAGAAACAAUAGAAAUGUGAUGGUUGUGGUGGUGGUGGUGGUGGUGUUUCCCGCCAGAAUAAUGCGAUAAUUUUGACAUGAUCUCGAAAGACCUUUAUAGCACUUCCUAGGAACGAGAACGAAAGAAAAAUGACAUUAUAAUUCAUAGAAAACCCAUCGAAUCUAUACACAAAGUAACCCUGAUGUAACUGUAACGUACACCUUCUCAUAUUUUAGAUGAGAUGAGAAAAUCCAGUUUUUGCAUGGUACCUUGCUUGAGAAUAUUUAGGGGAGUGGAUUAUUCUAGUAUUUAACAGUCAUAACACCACUUUUUGGAAGCCGACUCUGCUAGCAAACCCCUUUCUCUUUUCGUGAAGAUCAACGGAAACCACAUGACCAAUCUGUCAAAUCAGUGAUAUAUUACCCGCAGAUUAUAAGGUUGUAACAACCAUGACGUGAAACGCUACUUAAGGGUUACGGCUUUGCGUAGCCUGCGAAAGCAGCCGUUUCUCCUCGUUCAUCGCCGCUGGGGACGAAACAUCGUCAGCGGCGGUGAGCGAGGAGAAACGACUGUUUUCGCAGGUUAGGCUUUGCGUAGCGCCUUAUAGGAAUAGUAACAAAUCCCAUUUAAGGUGGAUUUCUACUUGGCGUAAUUUUUUUGUCUCGUGUUGUUCAACUUUUACGUUACGCGCAACCUUUCAUUUGUUGCCUUUACUUUACUUACGCGCGUAAAAUUUACUUGCGUACGCACAUAAAAGUUACCCUACAGUGGAAAUCUAUCCUUAUACCGUACACUUUCUUUUUUCUCUCUGUUAGGUUUGCCAUUUAGUCUAUGUAGCCAAGGUAGAGACCAUGAAGCUGUCAGAGGUAUGAAUGAGGUUUGUAAUGCACCAAUCAAACCACGGUGCUAUAAAUAGUCCCGCAUAGAAAAUCGACCAUCAUACAUGACGAAGUCGAAACCGUGAUCGAUAACUAAGUGACCUCUUUCGUGAAACAAGUUAACGAUGAACAAACCCUAUCACACACAAACCAGGAUGAGCGAGCAUAUUUCAUUAUAUUUUUAAAAUUUAUUUUACAAGUCUAUUUAGGAACACUGCAGGCGACACAGAGGUUUCGGUAAAGAAUGCAUGUUUCAAAGGAGACAAUGAUGUAUCUUUUCAUGUGUCAUUUAAAAGGAUUAAAACAAUUGAGCUGGUAUAGUUCUUGAAGGCACUUGCUGGUAUAUCGUAAGGAAAAUUCGAUCUGAAAGUUCAUUGAUUUAACGUUUUAAUUCCUCUGCUGGAUUAGAACUGAUGUACCGACAGGCGAAAUUGAAAAACGUGAAGAUAAAAAAAGAAUCAUAUGUUUAUUUUUAUACCCUUUCUUUUAGCAAAAUAAUGCUAAUUUUCAUUCCCAUCUAAGCAUAUCGCCAUACAGACAUAAUGAAUAAUUAAAAUAUAAUGCAUAGUAUCUUCGUGAUAGAGACUGUGUCUGACAGUCAUUGUGGAAAAUAGAUGACAACUAGGUCUAUUCUCUUCAAAUCUUUCGACUACAUAUGCCUCUUGAUGUUUAACUGAACCACAUCAAAGUUUUAAGUUUGCCUCCGGUUCUUCACAUCAGCUCGACUUGAUAAAAAUACCGCAAAUAUCACUUUAUUUGUUUCUAAAGGGAGCCAGUCUUCCAUGUGUCGGUCUAACAGAGCUGCCAAAGUGCCCGGUGUGUUUAGAGCGUAUGGUAAGUCUAUUUGAUUAUUCCGAUAUUAAAAGGUUCUAUACACUAAGAACGAUCUUCAAGGCCUCUCCCAAAGAUUUGAAAUUUACUCCACCUGGCUUUUGCGUUUUCGUCUCGUUUAACGCUUUGUGAUGAGCGUGCAUAAACGAAAACGUAGACAUCGGACAUUCUGUCUUGAUUACACAGAACUAUAUUUAAAUAUAUUUCGUAGUCAUAUUUGUUUGUUUGUUUUUUUUUAAUUUAUACAAUCUUUAGAGCUGUUGUAAAAUAUAACGCAAAAUACAGACUAGUGGGGGGCCUAUUUGUAGACAUCAGCGGGGAAUAGUUAAAAGAUGUUCAUUUCUUAAGAAAAAAAAUACUAGGUGGCAGCACCUGUGCGUUGUUUUUAAUUUGCAUCUAGUGAAUUCAUUUUUGCUGUUCUUGUGUCAGAAUCAAAAUGUCACUUUUCUCUUUUGUGAUUAUCACCUCAGACGGUAUUGGUAUAGUAAUGACAAUGUCAUUUUUUCCGUUAUAUUUCCAGGAUGAAUCUGUUGAAGGAGUUUUAACCAUUCUCUGUAAUCACUCGUUUCACGGAAGCUGUUUAUCAAAAUGGUCCGAUACGACGUGAGUAUUGUGAAGCUGCUUACUCAUUGCAUAUAGGAAAGGUUAUGGCAGACAGUCAAGGGGUACAUUUCAGCGGCGGGGAGGUACUGACAUGUGCGUGGUAUGUACCGCUGUAAAUAGUAGUGUGGGUGUAAAGCAGUUAAAUUUGAAAUUGGGUAUGCACAUCAGAUAGUUUUAUAACCUGAAAAUAGGCUCUCUAGUAAGGGCGAACAGUAGCAAGCAGAGGCGCCAGGAAACCAUGAAAGGGUUGCAAAGGGUUCAUUUAGAACUAACUAAGUGCUGUUUGUUAAUCGAUACCUUCUUCUUGUCUUGUUCAGUUGCCCAGUUUGCAGAUAUUGUCAAACUCCACAGCCUGUGGACGGGAACAAGUGCUUUGAGUGCGACUCUAAUGAGGUAUAAGGCCGUCUACCAAUUUUCAUAUGUCAUAUGUCGAACACGAGACAGCGUGUUUCAUCACAUAUCAAACACCGAGAAGACAGCUGAUAAAACUAUUCUUUGGAAAGUAUUUUUGACGAUUGUCGAUAUGUUGCGAUGAAACACUGUUUUGAGAGUUAGAUCUAACUUCCGGCUCAUACUCGGUAUAAAAACCUUUGAAACUCACGAGUGACGUAAAACAAUUAAUACAAAGAAGCCACUGAGAAGUCAACAAAACAGAGCUAAGGAAAAUGAUAGCUAGAAAACAAAGAAAAACUUCACAAGUUUUUACGCCGAGGAUGAUGACCCUAACUUCCGACACUAAGUGGCUUUGAAGGAUAGUUAAAGGAUGUUAGAAUGAAGACUGUCUUAUCAACUAUCCAGGGCGUUACGAUGCGCGAUGUCCUAUAACUUUGGCUUCUUAAUUAUUCUAUUAUUGAGUUUUAGGAAUGUAUCUUAAAGUUUUACCAGCAAAGACUUCUUCUAAGUCUUCUUUGACCUUCUUAAAAAUAACAAGACUAAACUAAUCGCCUUAAAAGUACAUAAACGUACAAAAAAGUAAACAUAACAUUCAAACAAAGAAACAAGGCAAAAACAACUAAAAGAUGUAUUUACGGAUGGUAGUUUGUUUUAAAUAUCAGCGACUGAAGUACCCUGCUAGCAGAGUCGCUUCGAUCUUUCCUAGAUAAGUCGGCAAAGAGGAUCUAGGAAAGAUCGAAGCGACUCUGCUAGCAGGGUACGACUAAAGCACGUCUUCGUAGCAUUUGCCUUUAGUUAAUUAAUUUUACCUUUUACUUUCUGUUCGUCUUCGUAGAGCCUGUGGAUAUGUCUCAUAUGUGGCCACAUAGGAUGUAGUAGAUAUCUAAGGUCGCAUGCGAAGAGGUUAGUGAGAACAGUCAUGACUCUUCAGUUAACUACAGCAGUCGCUCUCUAAGCAAAUUCAUGUAGCCGGCGAUGAGCGCGUGAAAGUCCAAUUGACCAAUCAGAACUCGAAGGCGGAAGCAAAUUCAUGUAGCCGGCAAUGAGCACGGGAAAGUCCAAAUGACCAAUCAGAACUCGAAGUAAAUUCGUGCACCCUGCACUAAACGCAUGCUAGCAAGGAACGAUUGGUUCUGAUUUAGCUUCUGAUUGGUUAAGAAGUUGCUGCAUGAAGUUUUGGCCAAUCACAAGAGUGGCAUUGCAAACCAAAGCUAUUUACAUGGGCAAACCGGUCGGUUGACGGUUUGGGCAAAUGGUAAGAAAGAUUCAGGACUGGUAAAUUUCAUUCUGAAAUCGUGUUUACCAUUUGCACAAAUCUGUUCCUUUUACUGAAAAACGCCCGCGAAAGUCUGAAACUGGUAUCAAAGAUGGGCUUUAACAAAUGGAACACUAAUUUCCGUUUGGAACAUCCCGUCCGAAAUAAUAGGAUUACCUUUCCAAAUGUUUCCCUGCUCCCGGAAAUUUUCCACUGGAACGACUCGAAAAUCCGUGCUCCAUUUACUCCAUGGAUUUACUUUUCAACCGGAUUUCCCAGAGACUUUUGGUAAAUGGUAAACAACCAAGCUGAAAAGAAUUAGGGAACUGUCCUUUAAACAUGAUCGUCAAAAAUUGUCAUGAUUGUCAACUAAAGCUCGAUCGUAGUGUUGAUUGACCUCACUUUGGUUCUCUCUAAGAUAUAGUCGAGUUUAUUUGUUUGCUUUGUAAUCACAGACAUUUCCAAGAGACUCAACACACGUAUUCUUUAGAGCUUGGGACCCAACGAGUAUGGGACUAUACCGGAGGUACUGUAUAUUAUGCCUCUAUAUUCCUAUUACUUUGGCUUACCAUGACGAUAUGAAUUCGUAUGAUGUAAAGUGUAGCAUUCUCAUAAUCACAGUGACUUUUUAGCCGCCGUUCUGACUCUUCUCACGCUACAUCAUGCUCUUCGUCGAUAUAUCAGGUAACGCCUUCAGAAUCCCUCAAUUUGUAUUCUUGAAUGAGUUUCAUUUAUUAAUUUUGUUUUUGUUUGCAAGGCUAGACUUUUGAAAGAAUAAAAAGCAAUAAUUUCUUGAAAAAGCAUUCUUUUACUGCUUUUAAUUAAAAAGUGGCUAAAGCGUGUACUUCUUCUUCAGACAACUUUGUACAUCGUCUGAUUCAGAAUAAGACUGACGGGAAACUGGUAGAAUAUGGGUCAGGACAACAGGUGAGGAGAGCACUAAGUAGAAAAUAUGUUUAUCAUAAAAGCGAUAAGGUUGAAUUUGACAUAUACCUAAUUCAAUAAAGGUUGCUUUAACCAUUGGUCAUUGGCAAUUGGGUAUUGGGGGAGGUUUUUUUUAUCUGCGUCCCCCUCCCCUCCAAAGAUGACUUGAUUACGGACCCUUAAAUUUUUGUCGGCACCCUUUGAAAAAUGAAAUCCGAAGGGAUCCCUCUUUGUCGGCACCUUUGAAAUAUUUGUCGAAAGGGUCUAAAUUUUGUCGGCUUCUUUAAAGAAAAAAUCCGAACCCCCCUUUUAAAAACCUGCCAUCCUCAGUGGGGAGCGGAUUAAAAAAUGGAACGUCCCUGGGUGUUAAGGCAUACGGAACUCACUGCAAUGAUUUGCUGGGCUGACCACCAAACAAGAGUUUCCCAGCGCGCUAUUGCCUUUUCAUUGAAUCGGGGAUUUGCUGGAACACAUUAAGGUGGGGUUUGCAUUACAUGUGUUGACAAGAUUUAACAAAAGCGUACUCUCUUACUUGCAACUUUUGCAGGUUUACCUACUUCUUUUCUACCUAAGAAAUUGCGAUCUCCAUUAUACACACUAAAAAACAUCAAAUUUUAGAUCCAGCCUGCGCUUCAUGAAUAAUCGUAGGCAGUCCGAAAGCUCUAAAUUACCAAAUUCAAGGUGCCCUUCACAGGCCUGGAAAUUAUUAAGAGCAUUCAUUGGUGUAGAUGGGAGAAACACACGAAUUUAGGACAGUGUAAGCAUUUUCACUGAUUCUCUCAGCUUGUUCCCCAGAUAACAGAAUUAAAAUUUGUCAGCGGAAAGGUCCUUUGGGGAACAUUUUCAAAAGAUUAAUAGAAAGAGUAUAGUAAGCGGCUGAAAGCCUGUACAAACAUAUUGGUAUACUUAAAGCUGCUCAUAAAUCGUGGUAUCCGAUUCGGCAAUGGCGCAAAAGAGGAAACCAGACACACAGUUUUAAACAAGAGGGGAUGGCCAGACUAUCGUUAUCCCUGGUGCGGGACAACAACAGCAACAACAAAGUCCUUAACCAUUUUGAUGAUUCGUCCUCAUGUUUCUCACUUUUGUUUUUAGUACACGUACCUUUUAACCAGUCAACUAGAAAACCAAAGGCAUUAUUUCCAAGAAAAAAUUACACAGAUAGAAAAAGAUGCCGCUGAACAGGUAAAUAAAGGGUAUAAUGUUUUCCCUAUUUUGUAUCCAAAACUCGGCUUCUUUGUUAUACGUAGUCAUCUUCCUCUUAACGCACACCUCUUUAAGGCAGAUACUGAGUUCCAUACGAAAACAGACACAGAGUUAGUAACACGGCGCACUGCUGCCAAAACUGGCGACUUGUCGUCAAAAUUUUGUUUUACUUGCUACGGCGACCAAAGAAAAUGGUCGCAUCUUGGUUUCAAUUGAAGCGCUGACGCUAGAAACCCGAAGUAUAUUUUGCGGUAUGCAACGGGUUUUAUUUCUCGAAGAGAUUGCGGCGCUUCUUGCUGUCUUCACAUUUUCCCGCCGAAGAAAGAGACGGGAAAAUCUGCUGCUCUUUCACCAAAUGUUAAUAUGUUAUUUUUAAUGGAAAGUAAAGGAAACUCCGCUUUAGCAACAGACCCACGUUCUGAUGAAUUGAAAAAUUGUCGUAGCAAUCGGAAAAAAAGGUCGCUGUCUUUAUCAAAUCCUUGUGGCCCGAUGGAGCAGUUAAAUAUAUCAACAAACAUUGCAUAUUCGCCUUACAGUCUUUGUUUUUCCCUUACUUGAGUUUUUAUAUUUGGAAACGUUUUUAAGGUGGGUUCAAUGGAAGAGCGGACGAAGAAAACGCUGGAAGAAUGUAAAAAACUGGAAUUGAAACUUUCCGAGGCUGAAAAGGAAAGGAAAAACGUGGAAAAGAAAUAUGCGCAGGUAUUAACUGACCUCCUAACAAUGCAUUUGCUUUGAAAACUAUGCAAACAUUCCCAAAUUGUAGUUUGCAAACUUUCAGUUAACAAUCAGCAACGCUGCUGGUGUUCACGAUGAAGGUGAUGUUACCAUGGUUACACAGGGCGAUUCACAACAACGAGUCUUAGCUCAACGCUGUUGCUUUUAACAUGGAUGCGCGGACGAUUUUCAGCACAAUUUUUGCGUUGCAAGUUUUUGCAUAGGCUUCAGGAAUGUUCAACACCAAAUAGCGAAUUUCGUUCAGAUUUUUUCGUGUAACAUACGUGUCGUCAAUUUUCCGCCGAACGCCUUGUAAGAACCCUUUUUGCCUUCCUUUGUUGUGCUAAAAAUCGUCCCGGGUAACACGUCUGUUUUCAACGGAUCUCGCGUGCACAUUGUGUUGCGCUAAAAAUUUUAGUUGUAAAUCUUCCCGUGCUUUAUUUCCUAAACUUGCAACGCCAACUUACAACUCUGUGUUGAGCUAAAAAUCUUCGUUGGGAAGAAGACUUCAGUUUGCUAAACUAGUUACUGAAAAAGAAUCUAUCAGCUCUGAUAGUUGUCACUGAGGUUCGCCACUCGGCGUCAACUAUCUUCCGAUAGAAAUCUUGAGUUCGCCAUUUAUUGUUAGACUGGGAAUAUUGGGCUAUGUACAGACUUAAUGAAAAUCAAUAUAAGUACUUUAGAUUGGUGGAUAUUCUGUAAUUUUUGCAGGCUGUAAACAGGGUUGGGAAACUAGUCACUGAUCUCAAAGAUGAACAAGAGGUUUGUACACCGACUAAUUUUUGGACCUUUAAAUUGAUACUAUGUAACAUGUUAACAGUAUGUCCUAAUUUGGCCGGGGGUAUUUACCUUCGUAGUGCCCUCCCCUUUCAAAAUAGACGGCUUUCAAUCUCUUUUCGGAUUUAGGGGCGGGCCAAGGGACCGCGUCCCCCCUUUUUUGUGAUUUUCUAUAACUUUUUUGAAUUCUCAGUAAAAUAAAACGUAUCUAUAUAGCUAGCAAGUGUCAAGGCCAUCCCUUCCUGAAUUUUCUGCAUCCGCCCCUGGUCUUUAAAACAAUCGAAAUACUCGAUGUGAAUAAGUAAUUCUAUAUUCUCUUUUUUCAGCUAAACAGGUGUUUGCGAGACAAUCAGAAGUUAUUCCAAGAGAAGUUGUCACAAACCGAAGAAAAGUUACAAUUAGUAGAAGCUGCGAAGAAACAGGUACUCCUUGAAAUCAUGUAGCUGAUCGAAAACUUUCGAAUCGGCCAGACGCUAAUCGUUUUUCUUUAAUUUUUCGAUAGGAAGUCGCUGAUCUCCAGGAGCAACUGGCAGAUCUCAUGCGCCAUCUGGAGACACAGCAAGCGAUAGCCAGCGCCUCGGAAGAAACAAGACAGGUAUUUUAAUAAGAACCUUGGUUUUAGCCUGCGAAAGUAGUCGUCUCUUCUCGCUCCUCGUCGUGUGGGACGUAGACGGCUGUUUUCGCGGGCUACCUCGGUUUGGUCUCACGCUACUUUCAAUACGACUUGCUUGCGUGUACGUAAGGGCAUAAUUCUUAGAAAACGUUGAAUUGACCAAAUAAGUGUUACCGAGAAUUACGGACAAAAUCACACAAGGUAAAUUUAAUUGAUACUUAAAACACAUUUCCACACCACUUGAGGUGGUUUUCACGUUACGCCAUCGCCGCCAUGCUGGUGGACGGUAAACAAAAGAUCGCUCAUUAGCUCGCUUUGUUUCUCCACCUGCAUUUGUUUAUUUCACCAUUGUUAUUUGUGUCUCCCGAGACUGUAUGAAAACCACCAAUAGGAAGAAUAGGGACAACAAACGAGAAUUUAUAUUUUGAUAUUAGGUAUUAGGGUUAAAAGUUUCACUUAAGUUGUCUUCUUCUCUUACAGGAGUUGCAAGAAGGUCAAGUAUUUGUGGGUGAAGGAUCAGGUGGUACACACCACACAAAGAAAACAAGGCGAAAGAAACAGUAG